AUGCUGCUGGAUCUUGUUGAAGACUAUAGACUUGCCUUGAAGGUAAGGAACAAAUUGAGCGAUGAUUUAGCUAAAGGAGAUUUACAAAAAUUUUCAACUCAAAUCAAUCUAUUAGACAAAUUGGUUCUUGAUAUCAGGAUAAAGAAUAUCCAAAGGUUAAAAAAUAAAAGAAUGGAAUUGUUUCAACGAAAUUAUUUUGAUUAUUCAAGUGAUAGUGAUUCCGAUAGUGAUGAUUCAGAUAUAAGCAGUUCGAGCUCGGAUUAUUACUCCGACACAGAUUCCGAUUCGAGUGAUUCAGAAUCGGAGGGUGAUGAGUAUGAGUCAAUUUGUUUCAAUAUACGUCGACUUUCGACCAUAGAAGAGGAAUAA
Molecule: messenger RNA, 369 nt
Organism: Yamadazyma jaroonii
Lineage: Eukaryota; Fungi; Ascomycota; Pichiomycetes; Serinales; Debaryomycetaceae
Source: the annotation of a GenBank genome assembly